AUGGAUGACUUGAUUUCGCAGGAGGAGAUUUGUAGCAUAGAGCGAAAACUGAAAGAGGCUUAUCGGGAUGAGGAAGUAUAUUGGCAGCAGAAAAGUAGGAAGUUCUGGUUAUGGGAUGGCGACAAAAAUACUAAAUACUUUCAUGCUUCCUCGAAACAGUGGAGGAUAAGGAAUAGGAUUACUGGAUUAUAUGGACCCGAUGACAUCUGGACCGAAUCGGAUUCGGGUAUGGAGGAUACUGCAUCGCACUAUUUUGUGGAUCUCUUUAAACGGUCGGAUGUGCGGGGUGUCUCACAGAUGCUUCAGGAGGUUCCUUCUUUGAUCACAGACACUAUGAAUAGGAGUUUAACCAGGGAAAUCAAGGAAUCAGAGGUUCGCAAGGCUUUGUUUGCUAUGCAUCCCGAGAAGACACCAGGUCCUGAAGGGAUGAAGACAAUGUUUUUCCAGAGAUUCUGGUCCACUAUUAAAGGAGAUUUGGUAGCUUUGGUGAAGGAAUUUUUCCGUACUGACCGGUUUGAUCCUCGGUUAAACGAAACGAAUAUAUGUCUCAUUCCUAAGAAGGACAUGGCUCAAUGGAUGACGGAGUUUAGGCCAAUUAGCCUUUGUGAUGUGUGUUAUAAGAUUAUUUCUAAGGAAAUGUUUCAUGGCUUAAAUACCAAUCCACGAUGUAAAUCAGAGUUUUUGGCUCUCAAGACGGAUAUGAGCAAGGCAUAUGACCGUGUUGAGUGGGAUUUUUUGGAAACGAUAAUGGUCUUAAUUGCCAAUAUUAAGAAGGCUGAAAGAGAGCACAUGAUAUCGGGCAUCAAGAUAGCUCAGGAUUGCCCUACCAUCUCACAUUUGUUGUUUGCUGAUGAUAGCUUGUUCUUCUGUAAGGCUGAGGCUGCUGAAUGUAGUACGGUUAUGGAUAUUAUAGGAGAUUAUGGAAAAGUGUCGGGGCAGGAGGUAAAUUUGGAGAAAUCAUCCAUCAUGUUUGGCAAAAAAGUACCCCCUGAAGUAAGGACUCAGUUAAAAGCUGUAAUGAGUAUUUCCAACGAGGGUGGUGUGGGUUCGUAUUUGGGUAUUCCAGAAAAUCUCCAGGGUUCAAAAACUAAGGUUUUCCAAUACGUUAGUGACCGUUUGGAUGAUCGUGUGAAUGGUUGGUCUGCAAAGUAUUUAUCAAAGGGUGGGAAGGAAGUUAUGAUUAAAUCGGUAGCUCUGGCUCUCCCAACCCAUGUUAUGUCUUGCUACAUGUUGCCAACGGAGUUAACGUCUCACUUAACGAGUGCUAUCUCAAAAUUUUGGUAA
This is a messenger RNA of Camelina sativa (false flax), 1284 nucleotides long. The record is from RefSeq and is a predicted model, not a curated record. NCBI's taxonomy places the organism in Eukaryota, Viridiplantae, Streptophyta, Magnoliopsida, Brassicales, Brassicaceae.